Lytechinus variegatus (green sea urchin) is the source of this 2568-nucleotide messenger RNA. Its product is annotated as probable enoyl-CoA hydratase echA8. The coding region runs from base 59 to 934 and encodes 291 amino acids. The record is from RefSeq and is a predicted model, not a curated record. Lineage: Eukaryota; Metazoa; Echinodermata; Echinoidea; Temnopleuroida; Toxopneustidae. The transcript has 8 exons. Gene Ontology annotation, molecular function: catalytic activity.
CAGCGCAGCGCGCAGCAACUUGUCAACGGCAGAGCCAGAGGAAAUUCUGAAGAACAAAAUGGUGUUUUUACAGCGAUUUCGUUCAUUUCUACCAAAUGCAGCCAUGAGAGUUGGUGUCAGAUAUUGUUCAUCUGGAUCUUUGAGGAGGGUGGAGGUCGAGAGAGAGGAUAAGAUAUGUCUGAUAGGGAUCAACAGACCUGACGUUAGGAAUGCAGUCGACCCAGAGACGGCCAAACAGCUACAGGUGGCAUUCUGUCGCUUCGAGGAGGACCCUGAACUGAGUGUCGCUGUCUUACAUGGGAAAGGUGGAAAUUUCUGUGCAGGAUGGGACUUAAAAAAUUUAGCGAAACAAGACCCGGAAACAGUUGCUGAUUCCCUACAGCCAGGUCCUAUGGGCCCUACUGCCAUGCAGUUCAGUAAGCCCGUGAUUGGAGCCGUGAGCGGCUACGCUGUUGCUGGAGGGAUGGAGUUAGCUCUUAUCUGUGAUCUGAGAGUAGCGGAGAAGAGUUCAAUCAUGGGCGUCUUCAAUAGAAGAUUCGGCGUUCCCCUUAUUGAUGGCUGUACAGUCAGACUACCAAAGAUAGUUGGUCUGUCACGAGCCCUGGACCUGAUCUUGACUGGCCGACCGGUAGAUGCUGAUGAGGCUCUUGGUAUGGGACUUGUCAACAGAGUAGUACCAGAUGGACAAGCUUUAACUGAAGCCAAGAAACUUGCCAAGCUCUUGACUACAUUCCCAGACCAAAGAGCCAUGCUAGGAGACAGACACGCUACACUACGCAAUACUUAUGAUAGUCAGGGUUUCGAGGAGGCCAUCAAAUACGAGUUUGAAAGAGGUAUCGGUGUCCUCGCUAAGGAAUCAGUUAAAGGAGCUGGAAGAUUUGCUGAUGGACAGGGUAGGAAAGGCUCCUAUGAGGACUUCAAGAGCAAAUUAUGAACUCCAGGUCUCCACUCUUGCAUACAUGUAAAUCUUCUUACUUCAAAAAUACACUCCCCGGUCAAUGACCUAUCAAAAGUUUGGGUCAUCGACAAUUACGUGAAAGCAGUCUACCAGAAUUUUGGACCAGACAGAUGUUUACCGAUGCAAGGCCAGGCAUGUUGAAAAAUGAACGAUCAUCAUCAUCGCUAUUAUUUGGGGGAGAUUUGCAAGACUUUGCAUGGGUGGUCAUGGGUGAUAAUUUUGAGACUCUGCAGCAAUAUCAUUUAGAGGGAUGAUGGUAAAUGUCCACAAAGACAUUGUGGCAAUGAACCAGGGGGUAGGAGUAGUUUGUCGUUUGCAAUGUGUUUUUAGAUGUAAUGUAUAUUUCCAUGUUGGCCCUCAAACAUGAACAAAAUAGGGAAAAUAUAUAUGGCCUACAUAAUGUACCCAUAUUAGAAUUUCAAUACAAUUGAAUAUUUCUUAUAACUCUAAAAUUACAAAAUAUAUCAAAACAAUAACUAUAAGUCUUGAGGUAUUCAUAGGUAAGAUAAAGUAAAACGUACAGUAAUAUGUUUGAUCGAGGUUUAUAUAUAUUCAGUUAAAGGCGAUAUUAGUUUCCAAUGAAAUAGCUGCACUUUAUGUUCAAUCAGGUUGUACAUUGUAUGUUGUAUUUGGUUUGGAUGAGAAUGGAUGGCUAGUGAGUUUUUAAUCAUCAAUAUUUUUUUUAUCAAGUACGUUUUGAAACAAUUGUAAGUACAUGAAAAAGUAUAUUGUUUCAAGACCAAAAUUGCCAUGGCUCUCUUUUUUCUUUCUUUCUUUUUAAGAAGGUUGACAUCUCAGGAUUAAGAUUUUAGGAUGGUUCAUAUGUACACAUUAGAUUUCAAAUUCAAGUACCUUAGAGUAGUUGUAUCUUUAAAGGAAUUUCAAAGGCAUUUCAUAAUUGUUUGAAAUUAGCUCAGGAACUCUAAUGCAAAAAGACAGGGUGUAUCCCGGCCAUGAAGUAUAUUUGUUAAUUAUGAUUUGUAAUAUUGUAAGGAUCAGUAUAUUCAUUCAAGUGUAGUUGAUUAUAUGCGUUUAUACUUUCUGGUCCAAUGAAUGGAUUUACCCUAAGCUUUUAUCGACCUUUCUCUGCCUUUGUCCCAAAGGGCUUUAUAUCAUCAUCGAACAGGACACCUCAUUAAUGUGGAAUUUUCAAGCAGGGAUCUGGGUCCCGUCUUACAAAGAGAUGUGAUCGAUACGAUGAACCUCAAUUAUAUGGUAAUCCAUCUCUGUCAUAAUUUUUCCUACAGGAAAUUUGCACAAUGUCCUCUGGUAAACAAUGAGAGAUGCACUGAUUUUCAAGAAAACGAUGCAUGUAUGAAUAUGUAUAUCAUAUCUAGAAAAGAUUUUGAACAAACAUGCAUUUAAGAUGUUGAUUGUAACAAGUUUUCCAUGGUUGCAAUCGAUCUGAUCAGUCACAACUCUUUGUAAGACGGGAUCCUGGUCGAGGCUGAUACUUCCAAGUCAUGAGGCCACUGAAAAUAAACCUUUUCCCAUAGACUUUGUACAGGUGACUCUGGCCAAGGUCGGCAAAGUUUGGCCUCAAGGUCAACCUCGACUGCAUCCCUGUUUUAAAGGUAACUGGGUUUAGCACUAGCAUUCAGUUUGAUUCU